Messenger RNA from Pestalotiopsis fici W106-1, 3018 nucleotides. RefSeq lists its product as uncharacterized. The record is from RefSeq and is a predicted model, not a curated record. The transcript is spliced from 6 exons. Gene Ontology annotation, molecular function: ATP binding; ATP hydrolysis activity. The coding region runs from base 1 to 3018 and encodes 1005 amino acids. Lineage: Eukaryota; Fungi; Ascomycota; Sordariomycetes; Amphisphaeriales; Sporocadaceae.
AUGGCCUCUUCAGCUACCCUGGAGGUGAGCCCAAAGGACGAGGGCAGCAGAGCGACUAACAGCAAGGACCCUACUGUCGUCACGCCUUCGGAUUCUUCUUCAUUAGGCGCUUCUGCAGCAGCAAAGGACCAGAAGACUGAAAAUAUCAAGGCCAAUGGGGACAAUGGCAACAAAAUCCACAAGCUUGCCAAAUCUUCAAAGAAGAACUCCAAGUCCAAAAAACGCAAGAAGGUUAUUGUCCUUGAUGACCAGUCAAGUCACGAUAGCUCCGAGAGUGAAUCAUCCUCACAGGAGUCAUCAGACACCGAGUCGGACGAAGAGAUUGUGAAGAACAAAUCUCGAUCCAAGAAGGGAAAGAUCGGUAAGCAGUCAAGGCACCGGAGAAAGCAGAGCAAAUCCGGCCGUUCAGACACUGGGACUGAAGUCUCAGAUUCCGAUUCUCUCGACACCACCGAUGAAGAAGAGUCCAAGAAUGACAGAAAGUCGCAAAAGGCCCUUGCAACAGUGCAGCAACAGCUCAAACUCCUCACUCGUCAGUUCCAAGAUCUAGCUCGCGCCUCAGCGCCCGGCAUCAACAAUUUCGGUGGCAUGCCUCUUUACAAUGGAGGUCUAGCAACCAAUGCAGGCAUCAACCAACCGCUUCUGCCCAAUAUGAACACGUUUUCAGGUAGACCAUAUGCCACUCCACCCCCAGCCAUUCCAGCAAGAGGACCCGGUCAUCCGAUCCGUGGCCAUCGGGUCAAUCGCGACAUUGAUGAGAUUGGCAGCGAUGAAGAAAAUGACAAUUGGGACCCUUUCCAAUCUCGCAGUCCGUCAAGAACUAAGAGCAAGGACAAAAACGGCCAGCGCCGACACGUGCUAGAAUUCAAGCGCGUCGAUCAAGUAUGGGACUCGACCACUCACAACUACAAGUUGCAGGAUACUGCCACCGACGCGCACAAUUCACGCUAUGACGAGUAUCUGUUCCAUGUGCGCCGUACCUUUGACUGGGAAGGCAAGUACAAGGCCACUGUCGUAGACAUCAAAAGCAAGCAGCUUCGUGAGGCUCUCCGUGAUGUUAUGGGGAAUCUUCGAGGUAUGAACUUGGUGGUGGAGAACCCUAAACUGGAUCCAAAUAUAUUGUUUCUAUAUCUGGAUGAUCUUCGGGAGCAUAUGGUGAACCUGACGGAUCUGGAGCCAGCCGGAAAGACCAGAAAAGCCCGUAAGAAGGUGCAAAAGUGGAUCGACGAGAAGCGUCGACACCUCCGUGUUCUCAUUAGGUACUUGGACAAGGAUUAUGCUCAGACCAAGAAAACCUUGUAUCCCCUUCUCGAACACGGUCUCAUCACAUUCGACCUCUGCUGGGCAUUGUGGAAACCUGGUACCAAGGCUUAUACGACUACAUACGGCUCAACCGAUGAGCCUCGGGUCUUCAACAUCGAGUUUGCCGAGAAACAACGGAAUGUCCUGAAGGGAGAAUUUUUCUACGUUGAAGGAAAGUAUCUUGAGUUUGAUGGCAAGAGCUUUGGCUACGGCACCAUGUGCGAAGAGAUCGCUGCUUUUAGAGGCGCUCGUAAGAUCAGCAGCUUGGAUUGCUUUCCGCUACAGUAUCACAAAGAUGAAGGGCAGAUACGGAGGAGUCUCAUCGAGCGCGGCCAGAAGUUUGUCAGCUUGGCAGGCGCUCAUUACAAGAGUCACAAAGGCAUUGCCUUCUACAAGAAGAAGAAGGCUGUAGUCAAGGUGAACAUCAAUGGCCGCGUCAUGAUUGAUCCGAGCACGUACCGACGAAACAACCCUAAUUAUCAGAUCUCCCCCAUUCGUCCGAGGGAUCAUGAUAUUCUGGACUCUCCCGAGGAUAGCGAGGAUGAAGAGUACUCCGACGGUGACACUGGCGACGGAGCAAAGGCUCUACAAGACAAUGAGGAUCUGAUCAAGUAUGUGACCAAAGUUAUCCAGGACAAGGACGGAAAUACCCAAGAGAUCAGUGUUUCCAAGGAUGAGCUUGACCUCAUGAAUGCAGCUCUAGAAAAUGGAUUCUUUUCAGGUCAAGGAGCCGACGACGCUAAGGACAAAGCAUCCAAGGAGAACAAGAUGGAAAACCACCAUACUACUAAGAAGGCAUCUCAUGGCCGCGAAUUUUCUGACGAGGACUACCUCAUUGCCUCUUCCGUUGUUCUUGGCUUUGCAUUCAAUGAGAAGCUUUGGGUGGAGCUGUCGGUCAGCGGUGUCAAGGAAAUCUCUUGGAAUGAGUCUGCGUACGAAUCGCUUGUGCUUCAGCCCAAGACAAAGGACGUCGUCAAGGCUCUUGUGGAGUCUCACAAGUAUCAUGCUGCCGAGAACAUCGACGAUGUCAUCCAAGGAAAAGGAAAAGGUCUAGUUUUUGUGCUCCACGGGCCUCCAGGAACGGGGAAGACGCUCACCGCGGAGGGAAUCAGUGAAUUCCUCAAAUGUCCUCUCUACAGUGUAUCGGCAGGCGAUCUAGGCACAGAUUCUCGGGGAUUGGAGGCAGAGCUACAGAGAGUUCUGGAUAUAUGUCAUACUUGGGGUGCUAUUCUGCUCCUCGAUGAGGCGGACGUCUUCUUGGAGAAGCGAAACAUGCUUGACCUUCAUCGCAAUGCCCUUGUGAGCAUCUUCCUCCGACAUCUAGAGUACUUCCAAGGCAUCAUGUUCUUGACCACCAACCGUGUCGAGACUUUUGACGACGCAUUUCAAUCCCGCAUCCACAUUGGUCUUCGAUACGAUGAGCUCGACACUAAGGCAAAGAAGGCCAUCUUCAAGAUAUUUAUCGAGCGAGUGAAGGCUCUUCAGGAGGUUCCGAUCACCAAUUUCACUGACGAAGAUUACAAUACGCUUGCGAGGCAAAGUCUUAAUGGUCGUCAGAUCAAGAACACCGUCCGCACGGCCCAGGCAUUGGCUCUUCACCGAGGCGAAGCUCUAAGCAUGAAGCACAUUAGUCAGUUCUUGGAUGUACUGCAGAGUUUCCAACAAGACCUACGGGGCGGCACCGGAUAUCAGGAUGCCAUGAGAAGCUAUUUCUGA